Messenger RNA from Nycticebus coucang (slow loris), 1361 nucleotides. RefSeq names its product pseudouridine synthase like 1 (gene PUSL1). Gene Ontology annotation, molecular function: RNA binding; pseudouridine synthase activity. Gene Ontology annotation, biological process: tRNA pseudouridine synthesis. The record is from RefSeq and is a predicted model, not a curated record. Bases 79 to 1230 code for a protein of 383 amino acids. The transcript has 9 exons. Lineage: Eukaryota; Metazoa; Chordata; Mammalia; Primates; Lorisidae.
CGCCGGGGCGACGGGGGCGUGGCCGGCCGCGUGCGCGCGCAGGUCCGCCUCGUGCGGCGCGUCUGGCUAGGCCAGGUCAUGGGACCCGGUCCGGCUGCGGGAUCCGUGCGGGCGCGCUACCUCGUGUACUUUCAGUAUUUGGGUGCAGACUUCAACGGGGUCGCGGCGGUCCGGGGCGCCCAACGCGCUGUCGGGGUCCUGAAUUAUCUGGAGGAGGCUGCAGAGCAGCUGAAUUCCGUGGUGCCGGUCAAGUUCACCAUCUCAAGCCGUACGGACACCGGGGUUCAUGCCCUGUGCAACACCGCACACCUGGACAUCCAGCGCCGCUCAGGCCGGCCACCCUUCCCCCCCGAGGUCCUAGCCCAGGCCCUCAACACCCACCUGAAGCACCCGGCCAUCAGCCUGACCUGUGGCCACAGGGUACUGCAGGCUUUCCGAGUGCCCAGCGACUUCCAUGCGCGAUACGCGGCCACGUCCAGGACCUACCUGUACCGCCUGGCAACUGGCUGUCCUCAGCCUAAACAGCUGCCUGUGUUUGAACGGAGCUUGUGCUGGGCUCUGCGGUCAGACUACCUGGAUGUUGACGCCAUGAGAGAAGCUGCUCAGUACCUCCUUGGAACCCAUGAUUUCAGUGCCUUCCAGUCAGCUGGCAGCCCGGCCACCAGCUCAGUGCGAACACUGCACCGAGUCUCAGUGUCCCUGGGCCCAGCCAGCCCCUAUGUCCUUCCUCAGGAGAGCAGGUGGCAGCUGCUGAUACCUAGAAACUGCCCAGUCCACGACCAGCCCAAGGGGAAGAGGAAUUUCUGCAUGACCAGCUCAGACUCUGCUGGGAGGGCACCGAGCUCAGGGCUGGGCCUCUGCAGGCGAGCUGGCUGUGCUCCCCCAGCCCCCAGACUCAGGGCAUCUCUACGGAGACUACGCUUCUGGAACCUGGAGUUUGAGAGCCAGUCUUUCCUGUACAAACAGGUCCGGAGGAUGACAGCCGUGCUGGUGGCUGUAGGGCUGGGGGUUUUACUGCCUGCCCAGGUGAAGAUGAUUCUGGAGAGCCGAGACCCCUUGGGCAAACACCAGGCUCAUGUGGCCCCAGCACAUGGCUUAUUCCUGAAAUCAGUGCUCUAUGGCAGCCUAGGGGAUCCUGGUCCUUCCUCCUGCAUCCUGCCGGGUCUACAGUGUGAAAACUACAGGGAGUCUGGACUGUCAGCUGAGGUCACUCCAGUUACAGCACUCUAGUCCAGCAGGCACUAACCCUGUGCUGGUCAAGGCAGGGUAUCCACAGCCACCUGAGGCCACAGCAUCUCCACUACUCUGGACACUGCUCUCUACCCUGGUGGGGAGUGGAGGACAUGCUGGUAUGGGAUGGG